GAUGAAGAAGAUAUCCCAGGGAUGGAUCUGCGUAAUACUUGGUCAAUUGGCCAAGAUUUAUAUGUGGGGUUGGAGUUUGAGAAUAAAGAUGCGGUUAAAAAUGCAGUAAAGCAAAAUGCAAUGAGAAUGCAUCAAAGUUUUUAUGUGGUUGAGUCGAAAAAGACUAAGUGGGUUGUUAGAUGUCCAAAUGCACAUGAUGGAUGUGGAUGGUACAUGAGAGCCAUUGAGUCAAAGAGAUCUGAUAAGUGGAAAGUGACUCAGUGGGGUGGACGUCAUACGUGUUUGAACAUGUCUUUGUCCCAAGAUCAUGCUAAGUUAGAUUCUGAGUUAAUUGCAACAUUCAUACAAGGAAUGGUUAACCAAGAUCCAUCAAUCAAGAUUAGCCUUAUCCAAGAGAGAAUAACAUCUCAAACUGGGUUUAAAAUAUCUUAUAGAAAGGCUUGGAUGGCGAAACAAAAAGCAAUUGUUAACAUUUUUGGAGAUUGGGAAGAAUCGUAUGCUUAUUUACCUCGAUGGCUCCAAUACAUGAAAGAAAUUGCUCCAGGGUCAUUUUAUGAUCUGUGUCAUGAUGAGUUUUUUGUUGUUGAUGGAACUCAUCUAUAUGGCAAGUAUCUUGGUACAUUGCUGAUUGCUACAACACAAGAUGGUAAUAACAACGUUCUUCCUCUUGCAUUUGCUGUGGUUGAAGGAGAAACAUUACUUGUGUGGUCGUGGUUCUUAUCUCAUUUGCGGUUACAUGUUACAAACAAAGAAGGGAUAUCUUUAAUAUUUGACCGACAUCGUAGCAUUAAAUCGGCCAUUGACAAUGAGGCAAUUGGUUGGAGACCGCCAUAUGCAUAUCACAAGUACUGCAUUAGGCACAUUGCAAGGUAUAUACCGUGUAAGCACAUUUUUGAACGCAAUUUGCAAAAGUUUUGUGAAUCUAGCCCUGAUGUUGAAAGGUGGAUAGGAGCGAUUUCAAAAGACAAAUGGAGCAUGGCAUAUGAUGCAGAUGGUCGAAGAUAUGGUCAUAUGACAACAAAUUUAUCUGAAUGUGUUAACAAGAUUUUAAAGGAUUGUAGAAAUCUCCCUAUCACUGCACAAGUUCGGUCAACUUAUACCAGGUGCGCUGAGUAUUUUAGUAAUCGUGGUAGUCGUGCUUUAGCCGAUGUUUCAUCUGGGAAAGUCUUCGUUUCAAAGUUGGUUGAAGCUUUGCAAAAAAAUCAAGAAGAGGCUUGUUCCCACCAAGUUUGUAGUCCUUUGAGGAUUUCUUCGAACACGUAA
This is a messenger RNA of Cajanus cajan (pigeon pea), 1263 nucleotides long. Lineage: Eukaryota; Viridiplantae; Streptophyta; Magnoliopsida; Fabales; Fabaceae. The record is from RefSeq and is a predicted model, not a curated record.